AUGCCCGAAAGGCCCAAAUACGACUACAUAAUCAUCGGCGGCGGCACAGCAGGCUGUGCCCUCGCCUCGCGCCUAAAAGCGGGGUCCCCACCCCCUCGUGGCGGACGGAAGCAACGCGCCACUCCUCCUGGGCUCCGAGAUCGACUGGAACUUUUCGACUGUGCCGCAGACGCAUCUCGAUGGUCUUCAAGGCUAAGCUCUGGGAUGGCUGAGCUGGUGGAGAAUCGCGUGUGUGGGAAACGACAGAUCUCGAGCUCUAUUUACCCGUUCAACGGAGACGUCAUGACCGAUUCGCUGGUGAGCCGAGUGAUCGUGCAGGAAAGAGGGGGGGGAAAGGUGGCGAUUGGCGUGGAACUGGCAGAUGAAGAACGGAGCCCGAUCAGAGCGACUCGGCAAGUCAUCCUCUCUGCAGGCGCGUACUGUACGCCGCAGAUCCUGAUGCUCUCGGGAAUAGGUCCACGCGAUCAUCUACGAGACCACGACAUCGAUUGGAAGCUGAAGCACCUGGAACGCGGACUCGCACUCGGAUCGCCUGCGCUCACCGAUCCAGCCUGCUUCAGAGGAAAUCCCAUAGACUUCGUAGUUCUCCAGCCCGUACCGCUCGACGGCCUCCGCAGCGCCCUACGCAAAGACAACCCCGAUAGCAACCCCGACGAACAUCCACUCGUCUCCUCCCAGCGCGGCCAUGUCGAGACCUUCACCGUCUACGUCGCUCACAGUCCCCAGAACCCCACGAUCGCCACAGACGGCACGCACAUCACGACGGGGGUGGCCUGCAUGCUUGCUAAAUACUGA
This is a messenger RNA of Aspergillus heteromorphus CBS 117.55, 795 nucleotides long. Its product is annotated as FAD/NAD(P)-binding domain-containing protein. Lineage: Eukaryota; Fungi; Ascomycota; Eurotiomycetes; Eurotiales; Aspergillaceae. The transcript is spliced from 3 exons. The record is from RefSeq and is a predicted model, not a curated record. Bases 1 to 795 code for a protein of 264 amino acids. Gene Ontology annotation, molecular function: flavin adenine dinucleotide binding; oxidoreductase activity, acting on CH-OH group of donors.